AUGGAGAAUCUGCUGACGGCGCUGAUGGACGAGUUCCCGAAGAUGCGGCGCCACAAGCCUUUGGUGGUGAUAGGCCUCUGCAGCGCACUGUUCUGCCUCGGCCUCCCCUACUGCACCCCGAAAGGGCACUACGUCUUCUACCUCAUCGACGUCUUCAAGUUCGGCAUAGGAAGUUUGAUGGGAUGCUUCUUCACCUGCGUCACCGUCCACUGGGUGUUUGGUGUCAACAAUUUCAGUGACAUGAUCGACUUCAUGCUGGGCUUCCGUCCGUCCGUCCUCAUGCGCGUUGUCUGGGCCUGCAUCGCUCCCGUCACGCUGCUGGUGGUGUUCGUGGGUUCCUUGCUGCAGUGGCGUUGGCCGCUGUACGCUGGCACCAUCCACUACCCCGUGUGGGCCCUGGUGCUGGGCGCCGCCGUCCCCCUCGUCACCCUCGCUCCCAUCGUAAUCGUCGCCCUUAAGCACGUCAUAAAGCUCGUCUGGAACGGAAGGGGACGCGACAUCCUAAAGCACCAUCACCAAUGGGGUCCAGGUUGUCCCGAGGCCCGUCAACGACUCAACGAAGCCGUGCGACUCACUCGAGAGGCGCAGAGACUCAACACCCGCGUCACAAAGGGCUCCGUCAACAUAGCCUUCGACAGCACCGAUCUGUAGUGUAGCUUGACGAACCUUCGUCGGUGACAAAUCACUCUCUAUUGCAAGCCUUGGUUGAUGUUGUUGUUUUUUGUUGUGUCAAUGCUCAUUUGCGCGC
This is a messenger RNA of Hyalella azteca, 748 nucleotides long. RefSeq names its product sodium-dependent dopamine transporter-like. The transcript is spliced from 5 exons. Gene Ontology annotation, biological process: sodium ion transmembrane transport. The coding region runs from base 1 to 651 and encodes 216 amino acids. Gene Ontology annotation, cellular component: membrane. The record is from RefSeq and is a predicted model, not a curated record. NCBI's taxonomy places the organism in Eukaryota, Metazoa, Arthropoda, Malacostraca, Amphipoda, Hyalellidae.